Rubroshorea leprosula is the source of this 2139-nucleotide messenger RNA. NCBI's taxonomy places the organism in Eukaryota, Viridiplantae, Streptophyta, Magnoliopsida, Malvales, Dipterocarpaceae. The record is from the annotation of a GenBank genome assembly.
GGUUGUGAUUGGUCGCGAAAAAGUUCCCUGCCAUUGUAAACUAAUAUCAGUGACAGUUCGACAGGUUCCGCUUAUUUAGUCAGAAAACCUUAGCUACACAGUGAAGCAGCAAUGACGGAAAGCAGGAAUUUAACGAUUGAUCCGAGAAGUGGAUUUUGCAGAUCAACGUCGAUCUUCUACAGCAAACGCAAACCCAUUCCUCUGCCGCCGAACCAGUCCUUGGAUGUCACCACGUUCAUCUCUUCUCAGGCUCACCGUGGCAAGAUCGCCUUCAUCGAUGCUGCCACCGGCCGCCACCUCACCUUCUCGGAACUCUGGCGAGCGGUUGACUCUGUCGCCACGUAUCUUUCUGACAUGGGAAUCCGAAAAGGCCACGUCGUUCUCUUGCUUUCUCCAAACUCAAUCUUCUUCCCCGUCGUUUGCCUCUCCGUCAUGUCCCUCGGUGCUAUUAUCACCACGACUAACCCUCUCAAUACUCCUUCUGAAAUCAAGAAACAAAUCGCAGAUUCGAAGCCGGUUCUCGCGUUUACUAUUAGCCAACUCGUCCCCAAAAUUGCCGGCUCAAAUCUCCCCAUCGUGCUUCUAGACGGACAGGUAAUUAAUAAUAGCCUGCGCGAAUCGAGAAUUGUUUCAACGUUGGAUCAGAUGAUGAAGAAGGAACCGAGUCAGAGCAGAUUCCGGGAACGAGUUGACCAGGACGACACGGCAACUCUGCUUUACUCAUCUGGCACAACCGGCGCUAGCAAGGGAGUGGUAACGUCGCACAGAAGUCUAAUCGCGAUGGUACAGACAGUAUUGAAGAGGUUCCCUCAAGAUGAUCAGAAUACGUUCAUCUGCACCGUUCCGAUGUUCCACAUCUACGGCCUGGCGGCUUUCGCCACCGGGCUACUGACCGCAGGAUCGACGAUAGUGGUUCUGUCCAAGUUCGAGAUCCACGAUAUGUUCUCGGCAAUCGAGAAGUACCGGGCAACGUUCCUACCGCUCGUGCCGCCGAUUCUGGUAGCGAUGAUUAACGGCGCCGAUCAGAUUCAGAGGAAAUACGAUUUGACUUCGUUGAGUAACAUUCUUUCUGGUGGGGCGCCGCUGAGCAAGGAGGUGAUCGAAGGGUUUUUGGAAAAGUAUCCAUCGGUUACGAUUCUUCAAGGGUAUGGUUUGACUGAGUCAACAGCGGUUGGUGCGUCAACAGACACACUGGAGGAGAGUCGGAAGUAUGGCACGGCGGGGUUGUUGUCGCCGAGCAUGGAGGCCAAGAUUGUGGAGCCUGAUACCGGCAAGGCGUUGGGAGUUAAUCAGACGGGUGAGCUUUGGCUCAGGGGUCCAACCAUCAUGAAAGGUUAUUUCAGUAAUGCAGAUGCUACGGCGUCUACUCUUGAUUCAGAGGGAUGGUUGAAGACUGGAGAUGUUUGCUACAUUGAUGAGGAUGGCUUCAUUUUUAUAGUUGAUAGGCUGAAGGAGUUAAUUAAGUACAAGGGAUAUCAGGUCCCUCCUGCAGAACUAGAGGCAUUGCUGCAUACACAUCCUGAAAUCACUGAUGCUGCUGUCAUACCGUUUCCUGAUAAGGAAGCUGGGCAGUAUCCCAUGGCAUAUAUAGUGAGAAAACCUGGAAGCAAUUUAUCAGGGAAUGAAUUGAUGGAUUUUGUAGCAAGACAGGUUGCCCCAUACAAGAGAAUUCGGAAAGUAGCAUUUGUGGAUUCUAUACCAAAGAAUCCUUCUGGAAAGAUUCUCAGGAAGGAUCUAAUCAAGCUUGCAACCUCCCAAGAGUCCAAACUGUGAUAUGUGGUUGUAUCAGUUUUUACGUUGGAAUUUCUUUGUUUGUCUGGUGCAUAUUGGAGCAGAAGCUAGAGUAAUUACUUCCUGUUGGUCAUUACUAUUACUACUAGAAGUGAAGCCAUAUACGAUUUGUAGAAUGUUUUUGUUCCAAUUAAUAAGCUGAAAUAUGCCCUAAAGUUGCAUCUUUCUGUGAUUAAAUGUUCCUUUUUGGUCAGUUUUCAGAGAAUUUCCUGUUUGAAAAGUUGCUCCUUACAAAAGAAUUAGGAAGGUAGUAUUUGCGGCUUCAAUACCAAAGAAUCCUUCCGGAAAGAUUCUCAGGAAUGAUCUCUUCAAGCUUGCAACCUGCAAAGAGUCCAAACUCUGAACAUG